Dujonia railenensis is the source of this 780-nucleotide messenger RNA. The record is from the annotation of a GenBank genome assembly. NCBI's taxonomy places the organism in Eukaryota, Fungi, Ascomycota, Pichiomycetes, Serinales, Debaryomycetaceae.
AUGGCUGCUAGUUUACUCCAAGCGAAGGAAAAGCGCAAGUUGUCCGAGCUUGAGGACAUAACUAACAGUAACACAUACAGGAACAAGAAACUGCGGUCAAGGUUGAAGGCGAAUUUUAGUUUUAGGGACAAGAAUGAACUGGCAAUGCCCACGGGCACUACCGGUUCCGCGCUAGACGAGGAUGAACCACAGCAGCAGCGCUCACCAUCUCCUUCAGAUGUUUCGUCCGUCAACACAUCGUCAUCGCCCGUAAGAGCGUCGAAGCCAAGAAGCAAGAGCGUUACGUUCGCCAACGAGACUAGGGACAUUCGCAGAACAGACCACAAGACGUACGAAGAGUCUCCCUUGUUGACACCCAAGGAAGAAGAGGACGACUACGAGGAAACCAAGCCGAAGUCGUUACCUUCUCCAGAUGCUCACACUCACACGGAUUCUGGGCAUCACCACCCAGAAGAUUUGGACCAUAAUACCGACUAUAUCACCUUAGCGCUGACACUUCGGUUGCUCUACUCAUCGAAAAACGAAAUUAGUAAUCAGAUUAUUCACCUUUCCAAACUAUUGGACUUCCAUAGCAAUACUUCAAAUAAGGAGGAUGUGAUCGAAUUCGUGUUGAAAUUGAUCAAUAACGAGUUGAAUUUGCCCAAGCAGGCGAAAAUUAUAAGGACUCCGCAAAUCGAGUGGUCCAAGUACCACCAGGGCUUUGGUGAUCUCUCUGGACAGUGCUUGAACGAUGAAGAUAGAGAGUGCAUGUACAAGAGUUUGAAGAUGUUUGAAAAGUAA